GCAUUAUAAACACGUAGACUCGAACAUAACUGUAGAUAAUUAAAUGCUGUGUUUCUUUAACAUGUGUAACAUAAAGACGAGAUUUAGUCAUUGAAGUGUAGAUGCAUAACACAUAACAUGUUUUAGCUACGUGCUGUUUAAAAUAAAAAAGAUAUUUGCAGUAAGUGGAUGCACCUAUACUGCCAGAACUUUAUUAUAAAUUCACGCUAUUAGUGGAGCUCAAAUUACUUUUAAUGCAUUGUCUUUGAUGCAGUGAGAUCCAGCAGAUGGAAAUUACGUUAAUAAACCAGAUGAUUUGUAGAAGGAAUAACAAUUUUUAUUUUACAGAAAUGAAAAAAAAAAAAAAACAUUAAUAAAAUAUGAAAUAAUGAGAAUAAAUGUAAUAAUACAGAAAAUAACUGUUUGAUUAUAAAAUGUUAAGUAGAUAUCUCUUAAGGAUAUAUCCAAGGACUAAGUCCUGGAAUAAACCUAAUAAUACAAAGUCUUGUCUUUGUCUAAUAAACUAAGAAAGUAAAUGGAAAAAAGUUAAAGUACAGAGAGUCAAGAUGAGACCUCAAAUUUGGAGAUCAGAUGCGGAGAGCUGCCGGGUUGAGAUGUUAGUCUAAUGAAUCAAAGAUUUGUUAAAGCCUUUAUACCCUCUUGAGACUAUGCCAAAAAUACUUUUUUUUUUGGCACAGCGAGUUCUGCGGGUUGAAGUGUAACUCAAAGUGUCAGGCCAUAUCGGGUGUCUCAGCGGCAUCCAUGUGUACAAACUGAUGUCUGUACAUUGCACGAAACAAUAAAAACCACAAAACCAAGCUCUCUCUGCACCCAGCUCUGAAACCUCAUCAGGUCAAAAGGGCAACGAGUUCAUAUACUAAGAGUACAAAAUGUACAAGUGAUAAUGUCAUAUAAAGAGUAGACAUAAACUGAUUACAUAAAUGUGAGUAUAUGAAUAUAUAUAUUGCAUAGCUUCUGAUUAUAGUUGAGUACAUAAAUGUGGAUAUGAAUAUGCUUGUAUAAUAUCAAUAUCAAUAAGCAAAAGUAUCAAAAAUAUAGGAAGGACUCUAGCCACUUGCAUCAGUCAUGAAAUCAGUAAGGUAGAUGCAGUUAUUGAAAGUAAUUACAGUAAAGUACUGCCAACCACUUAUUGUAAAAGUACAGUUAUUGUCAUCAGUUUCUCUGGUAAUCAGCCAUUUGUUUAUACAGUAUGCCUUUUAUUGUAUUUAGUAAAUUGCAACAUAAUAUGUAUUUGUGCAGUUGUCUUCAGCAAUCCUUUAUUUUCAAAUACAGUCCAUAAUUGUGUUGUAGUUGUUUAAAAGCAAUUUUACAGUCUCUCACUGUGGACAAAGCCAUUAAAUUACUGUGAUGAAUAAGUUUAGUACUCCAGAAUUCGUUUUUAUAGUGUAACAAUGUAUAACUUACAUGUAUCAUUUAAUCAUAUUUAAUAAUUCCAAGCUUUCUCUCUACAACUGCUCUCUCUCUCUCUCUCUCUCUCACUCUCUCUCAUUAGGAGUGAUAUCAUGAAUGCUACUGAAUGAGAAUAUGGCUACCUCAUCCAGUCCAGUAUUAGUCCACUCCACCAUCACAGCUCAGAAUAAGAGUUCUGUUCAUGCUCCUGUGGUCACAGCAAACACAUUUAAUGGUCCAGUUUACUUCACCUCUGACUCAAAGCAUGGAGGAACAGCUCAUGCUCCUACACCACCUGAAGAUGUUCCUGUAAAAGACACAGCUAAACAUCACGAUUACACAAAGAUCUCCAGCACACUGAAGAACAUCUUACAACGGGACUAUGAACGGAUAUUGGAUGGUAAUUCACUGACCGGUCAUCGGAAAUUUCUGAAUGACAUUUAUACAGAUCUCUACGUGGUGGAGAAUGAGACUGGGGGAGUGGUGAACGAGCACGAGGUGAGACAUAUCGAAUCAAAUCUCAACCGACCUGCUGUUGAGGAUACGCCAAUCACAUGCAACGACAUUUUUAAAGUCCAGUGUGAUACGGGUCGAAGGAACAGAAAAGUGCUGACAAUGGGGAUCGCAGGUGUGGGCAAAACUGUCUCGGUCAGUAAAUUCAUCCUUGACUGGGCUGAAGGAAUGGAAAAUCAGGAUAUAGUCUUUAUUUUUCCACUCCCAUUCCGUGAGCUGAAUUUGAUUAAAAAAGACUGCAGUCUUAUGGAACUGCUUCACAAAAACUUCUUUAGUUCAACUAAACUGCAGUCUCUUCCGGAAGAUGAAGGUACGGUCAUGUUUAUUUUUGAUGGGCUGGAUGAAUGUCGCUUCCCUUUGAGCUUUGAUGAGAGUGAGAGGUUUGCAGAUAUUCAUGAAAAAACAACAGUAAGUAAGAUAGUUACAAACCUGAUCAGCAGAAGUCUGCUUCCCUCUGCCCUUAUCUGGAUCACUUCUAGACCGGCAGCAGCUAGUCAAAUACCCCGAGACUACAUCGAUCAGGUGACAGAGGUACGAGGAUUCAAUAAUGAACAAAAAGAGCAAUACUUCAAGAAUAACAGCAAACCUGUGUCAGAAAAAAUAAUCUCUCACAUCAGGAAAUCCAGGAGCCUCUACAUCAUGUGCCACAUUCCUGUAUUCUGCUGGAUCUCUGUCACUGUGCUUCAGCCUCUGCUGGCUCAAGAGAACCAUGACAAAACACCCACAACUCUCACAGGGAUGUACACAAACUUUCUACGUCGUCAGAUGCUCCAGAUGAAGAAGAAAUACUUGGAAGGGUCUCCAAAAAAUUUUGAUUUUCAGCACAUCAUUUUGAGGCUUGGCUCAUUGGCCUUCAGUCAGCUUGAAAAGUGUAAUCUGAUUUUCUACAAAGAAGAUCUUGAGGAAUGUGGACUGGAUGUCAGUGAAGGGUCAGUAUACUCUGGGUUAUGCACUCAGAUCUUUAAGGAGGAAAAGGGCUCGUCAGAGCGAAUGGUCUACAGCUUUGUGCACCUCAGUGUCCAGGAAUUCCUUGCUGCUCUCUAUUUGUUUUGUCUACACAAAUUUUAUAAGAGGAAUCCAUUCUCUCAAACUCUGAAAGAAAAAUGCAAAUGGUUUUUCAAAAACUCAUCAUUUCACCUUCAUAAGGCUGCAGUUAAAAAUGCCUUACAGAGCAAAAACGGACACCUGGACCUGUUCCUCAGGUUCCUACUGGGUCUCUCACUGGAGUCCAAUCAGGAUGAGCUGAAGGAACUUCUGCCAACACUAAAGAUUGAAGAAGAAAGCACAAGAGACACUGCGGAAUAUAUCAAAAAGAAAAUACGUGUGGCAGAAUCAGCAGAGAGGACCAUGAAUCUGUUCUACUGUUUGAGUGAACUGAAAGAUGACUCUCUGAUGGAGGAAAUCCAGAAGUAUCUGAACUCAGGAAGUCUUUCAUCACAGACUCUCUCGUCUGUUCAGUGGUCAGCUCUGGUGUUUGUGCUGCUGAUGUCAGAAGAGACUCAAGAGACUUUUGAGCUGCAGAAGUACAGAAGAUCAGAUGAAGCACUACUGAGACUACUGCCAGUGAUAAAAAACACAAGAAGAUCUCUGCUAAACAACUGUAAUCUCACUAAGGACAGCUGUUCAAGGCUAGCUUCUGUUCUCAGCUCAAACUCCCUCCUGAGAGAGCUGGACCUGAGUAACAAUGACCUGCAGGACUCAGGAGUGAAGCUGCUCACUCAUGGACUGAAGAGCUCUAAACUUGUGACUUUGAGGCUUUCUGGCUGUAUGGUAACAGAGGAAGGGUGUUCUUACCUGGCUUCAGCUCUAAGUUCAAACCCUUCACACCUGAAAGAGCUGGAUCUGAGCUACAAUCAUCCAGGAGACUCAGGAGAGAGACAUUUGAGAAACUUAAACCUUGAGACCAUUAAUUUGGACCACGGCGGCGAUAUCAGGAUAAAACCAGGACUACGGAAAUAUGCCUGUAAUCUCACAUUAGAUCCAGACACAGCACACACAGAUCUUCAAGUGUCUGAGGAUAACAGGAAGGUAACAUGGUUAAAGGAGAAGCAUCAGAGUCCUGAUCACCCAGAGAGGUUUGACCAGUGGUCCCAGGUUCUGUGUAGAGAAAGUCUGACUGGACGCAGUUACUGGGAGGCUGAAUGGAGCGAGAUCGGAGCUCAUGUAGGAGUUUCAUACAAAGGCAUCAGCAGGAAGGGCAGAACAGAUGAGUGCUGGUUCGGACAAAAUGCUAAAUCCUGGAGUCUUGACUGCACUAAAGACAAGUACAUCGCCCGGCACAAUAAGAACAAAGUUGUUAUACCAGCCACAGGGCCCUGUUCUUAUGUAAUAGGAGUGUAUCUGGACUGGUCGGCUGGCACUCUGUCCUUCUACAGCGUCUCUGACACACACACACUCACACAUUUACACACAUUCAACAGCACAUUCAGUGAACCCCUCUAUGCUGGAUUUUUAGUCAUAGAUUCAACAGUGUCUUUGCGCAGUAUUGAGUGGCCAUCAGUUUCCCAAAAACUGAUGACACAGGUCAUUGUCCUGUUGGAAGUAUAUCUCUGUUUUGCUGCGUUCAGCUUUCCUUCAACCCUGACCAGAACCCCAGUCCCUGCCAAUGAAAAACACCCCCACAGCAUGAUGCUACCACCACCAUGCUUCAUCGUUGGGAUGAAAGUUUACACCCUGUACAUUAAACGUUAUCUUUAUAGCCUACAUCAAGACGAAGUCAGAAGUCACCUCACUUUGCUCGCAUCUGUGUCUCUCGACGCCAAACACUCAGCCAGGCGAAGGUUUUGCUGCUGUCACAUUUCACGGCCUAGUGUAAUUAUGGAGAGAGAGGGCAGGGACACUGCCUCCAACAUCAGUCUUUAUGAGGGGAAAGAAAAGGGGGCUUCUGCUCAGUACCAGAUCAAGAAAGCAGUAUCUCCAGAACUCAGCUGUGUGUCAGUGAAGAGUAACCAUUCCAUGUGUGAACCCCUUAAAUUUUCUGAUCGAAUGGUGACCUUCAACCCCAAUGUGAAGAGGGAUGAUUUGAUCAAUUUUCAGGCCAGAUAUGGAGUUUGUGAUCAGGUUCAGAGAGAUCUAGUCUCUGUCACUUGUGUACACAGUUUCUGCAGACAGUGUAUAAGCUGCUACUGGGACCAGAGCAGUCCAGCAGAACAUGGAGAAUGCAGUUCUGCUCACUUCUACACAAAAUCAGCCCUGCUGGAGGAAACUGGAGACCAGCAUCAGGAUUCUCACCAACCAGUAGAUAAUGUCCUGCAGAGAGUUAAAGACCAACACAAAACCAGUAUGAAGAACCAGUCUGAGAGCUUAUUUGAGGGAAUCAAACUACAAGAGAAUCAAACCCUCCUGAACAGGAUUUACACACAGAUUUACAUCAUAGAGGGAGAGAGUGAAGUGGUGAAUGAAGAACAUGAGGUUUUACACAUGGAGAAAUCAGCCAGAACUCAACACUUACAAGACACUCCAAUCUACUGCAAUGACAUCUUUAAACCCUUACCUGAACCAGGAUGUGAGGAGAAGAGAAAAGACAAAAUAAAGACUGUUCUUACUAAAGGCAUCGCUGGAAUUGGAAAAACAGUCUCUGUGCAGAAGUUUAUUCUGGACUGGGCUGAGGAAAAAGCCAAUCAGGAUGUAGAUUUCAUGUUUGUGCUUCCAUUUCGAGAGCUGAACUUGAUUAAAGAUGAGCAGUACAGUCUUCACAAACUUCUGCUGGACUUUUAUCCUGAACUUCAGGAUCUGGACUCAAAGAUGUAUGAUGAGUGUAAAGUUGUGUUCAUCUUUGAUGGUCUGGAUGAAAGCAGAAUUCCAUUGAUGUUUUCAGACAGUGAGAAAGUUUCUGAUGUGACUAAGACUUCAUCAGUGGGUGUGUUGAUGUCAAACCUCAUCAAAGGAGAUCUGCUUCCCUCUGCUCUCAUCUGGAUUACCUCCAGACCAGCAGCAGCCAAUCAGAUUCCCUCCAGAUACAUCAAGCGUGUGACAGAAAUUCAGGGAUUCACUGACCCUCAGAAGGAGGAAUAUUUCAGGAAGAGAAUCAGUGAUGAGCAUCAAGCCAGCAGAAUCAUCUCACACAUUAGAAAAGCAAGAAGCCUCCACAUCAUGUGCCACAUACCAGUCUUCUGUUGGAUCUCAUCCACUGUGCUUCAAAACAUCCUGAAACAAGAUGACAGUGCAGAAAUCCCUCAAACUCUGACUGAAAUGUACAUCCACUUCCUACUCAUUCAGAUCAAUAUGAGGAAUCAGAAGUAUGAAGAGAGAGAUCCAGAUAAACUCCUGCAGUCCAACAGAGAAGUGAUUGUGAAACUUGCUGAACUGGCUUUCAAACAGCUGAUGAAGGGCAAUGUCAUGUUCUAUGAGGAGGACCUGAGAGACGGCAUAGAUGUCACUGAUGCCUCAGUGCAUUUUGGGAUCUGCACUGAGAUCUUUAAAGAGGAAUCUAUGAUUCAUCAGAGGAAAGUUAUCUGCUUCAUACAUCUCAGCUUUCAGGAGUUUCUGGCUGCGUUUUUUGUGUUUCAUAGUUGUAUCACCAAGAAUAUUAAAGCACUUAAAGGUUUCCUUGAUGAGACUUAUGUUGAUGAUGAUGACUUGUUUGAACUGUUAAUAACGGCAGUAGAUAAAGCUGUAGAGAGUGAAAAUGGAUGCCUGGAUGUUUUCCUUCGAUUCCUGCUGGGAAUCUCACUGGAGUCCAAUCAGAGACUCUUACAGGAUCUGCUGACACACACAGAGAACAGCUCAGAGAACAUCAAGAAAAUCUCACAGUACAUUAAAGACAAAAUCAAGAGUGACAAACAUCUCUCGAACGAAAGAUCCAUCAAUCUGUUCCUCUGUCUGCUGGAGAUGUACGAUCAGACUCUGUACAGAGAGAUUCAGAAGUUUGUGAAAUCAGACAAACACUCAGAUAAUAAACUCUCUCCUGCUCAAUGUUCAGCAAUCGCCUACAUGCUUCAGAUGUCAGAGGAGGUGCUGGAUGAGCUGGACCUGAAGAAAUACAACACAUCAGAGGAGGGUAGAAGAAGACUAAUACCAGCUGUGAGGAAUUGCAGAAAUGCUCUGCUCACUGGCUGUUGUCUCACUGGUCAGCACUGUGAAAUUGUGGCUUCAUCUCUACAAUCAUCAGAGUCCCUCCUGAGAGAGCUGGACCUUAGUAACAAUGACCUGCAGGAUUCAGGAGUGAAGCUGCUCUCUGAUGCACUGAAGAGUACAAACUGUAAACUAGAGAUACUGAGACUGGCUGGUCAGUGUUGUGAAAGUUUGGCUUCAGUUCUACAAUCAUCAGACUCUCUCCUGAGAGAGCUGGAUCUGAGUAACAAUAACCUGCAGGAUUCAGGAUUGAAGCUGCUCUCUGAUGGACUGAAGAGUACAAACUGUAAACUAGAGAUACUGAGAUUGCCCAUCUGUAAUCUCACUGGUCAGUGUUGUGAAAGUUUGUCUUCAUCUCUACAAUCAUCAAAAUCUCUCCUGAGAUAUCUGGAUCUGAGUAACAAUGACCUGCAGGAUUCAGGAGUGAAGCUGCUCUCUGAUGCACUGAAGAGUACAAACUGUAAACUAGAGAUACUGAGAUUAUCUGGCUGUAUGGUGACAGAGGUCGGAUGUUGUUAUCUGGCUUCAGCACUAAGUUCAAACCCCUCACACCUGAAAGAGCUGGAUCUGAGCUACAAUCACCCAGGAGAUUCAGGAGUCAAACUGCUCUCUGAGAGACUCAACGAUCCAAACUACACACUUGACAAACUCAACUUGGACAACAGAGAGCCCUGUAGGAUGAAACCGGGUCUACAAAAAUAUUUCUGUAAUCUCACUCUGGAUCCAGACACAACAAACACUCAUCUCAUUCUGUCUGAGGGGAACAGAAAAGUAACAUGGAAGAAAGAGAAGCAGUUAUAUCUUGAUCAUCCAGAGAGAUUUGAUCACAUUCCUCAAGUUCUAUGUAGAGAGAGUCUGACUGGACGCUGUUACUGGGUAGUUGAAUAUAGUGGCUGGGCUCGUGUAGCCAUGGCAUAUAAAGGAGUCAGUAGGAAAAAAGGGAGUAACAGUAUGUUUGGGCUCGAUGAAAAUUCAUGGAGUCUUUUCUGCACUGGUAAUGGAUUCAAUAUAUGGCACAAUAAUAAGAACAAAAACAUAUCUGUCCCUACACCACAAUCUAACAGAGUAGGAGUGUAUCUGGACUGGUUAGCCGGCACUCUGUCCUUCUACAGUGUCUCUGACACACACACACUCACACACUUACACACAUUCAACACCACAUUCACUGAACCCCUCUAUGCUGGAUUUAGAGUUUCUAAUGAUUCUUCUGUGUCUCUGUGUCAGAUUUAACAGCCUCCUGUGAGAAACAACGAAUAUGUCACACAAACACCUAAACAUUUUCUUACAUUCUUUGUACAAUGUAUAAAAAAAAUGUCUCUUUGGCUUCAUUUAAGGGGAAAUAUUCUCAUGUAUACUAAUACCAUAAUACAUGCACUGCAUGUAUUUAGAUUGAAAGGUGUGUGAUAUUGCAAUGAUUUCAGUUUGUGAAUUCAGAGAAACUCUCAAUCAUUCUGCUCUUAAACAGAUAUUCAGAUGUCAGAGGAGUAUUGAGUGUAGUACCGAAAAGCUGUGGUGCCACAAUGCUUAAAGAAAUAUGUUGUUUGUAUCCAUGAGUGUCUUGUGGAAUGCUGAGUCACUGAGAUCCACCUUCUGUUCUGUCUGAAUUGUUUGGGUGUGAAACAAAAGCAACUGCACAACGUAAGAUUUUUUGGUUAAAAAUGAACAAAUUGUUGCCAUUAUUGAUUGAGUACAUAAACAGUGUUCAAAACAAUCUCCUUACCGUACCCCGAUACACUACUGUAAGCCUAUAAAAAAGCCAGGUCAGAUUUGGCGUGAAAUCGCUGGUUUAUGACGUACAUCCUUGCAUCAUUAUGUCAUGUCCAUAAAAACAGAAAGAAGUACCAGCUGUCUCAUGUUCCAGCUGGAGAAACUACGUUCACUUCAGUCACUUAUACUCAUGCAGUUCACAGCAUCACUGCAGUCUGGAUGGAUGUUUAUCUGUUAUCUGUUUGGCAAAGUUCUAUAUUUGCUAUAAUGCUUGGAUAUGUUUUCUCGUAGGGUUGUUGAAGCUUAUAUUGGUUGUCAUGCUUGUAUGAAUCGAACAUUACUCGUGUGUUAACCAGUUGCAAUGUAUCUAUGUUGUCCGGGGAAGUUACUGUGACGUUUACUAAUAUUAUCGACUUCUGAAAUUGACUUCUUUUAAUUGUUAUAUUGCAUAUUUAAGCAUAUUACAGUAAUUUCAUGUUUAAUAAAGUAUAUUUUAUC
Messenger RNA from Myxocyprinus asiaticus (Chinese sucker), 9180 nucleotides. RefSeq lists its product as uncharacterized. The record is from RefSeq and is a predicted model, not a curated record. Gene Ontology annotation, molecular function: protein binding. NCBI's taxonomy places the organism in Eukaryota, Metazoa, Chordata, Actinopteri, Cypriniformes, Catostomidae.